Drosophila hydei is the source of this 2201-nucleotide messenger RNA. Its product is annotated as L-asparaginase. Lineage: Eukaryota; Metazoa; Arthropoda; Insecta; Diptera; Drosophilidae. Bases 133 to 2073 code for a protein of 646 amino acids. The transcript is spliced from 5 exons. The record is from RefSeq and is a predicted model, not a curated record. Gene Ontology annotation, biological process: amino acid metabolic process. Gene Ontology annotation, molecular function: asparaginase activity; protein binding.
ACACAAACGCACACUCACGCAGCUAUAUGCACAUCAUCAUUAUAUACGUGUGAACGUCGAACACUUCGCAGUGAUUAGUCGUCGAAUUCGCAGUAACUGUUUAUUUAAGUGAGCAACCUUUUGACAUUGAUAAUGAGCUCCAACGGCGAUCACACCGAUAGUCACCUGCUCAUCCGAGCUCCACCAAUUGAUAUAAAGCAAUCGCCCAACGACGCGGUGCCACCAUCACCCACAAUGCAGCCUCUAGCGAUGCGUCGCAACGUAAGCGCCGACAGCCUACUGAUUCCCUCUAACUCGAAGGAGGCACGUGUCCGUGUCAUCUACACGGGCGGCACCAUCGGCAUGAUGCGCAACGAACGACACGUUUUGGCGCCCAUUCCAAAUGCUUUGGUUCGACUUAUCCGGAAGUAUCCGAAUAUUCAUGACGAGGAAUAUGCGCAGCGGCAUUUUGGCGCUGGCGCAUCGAUGGGGCCGCUGGUGCUGCCCUACGUGCAGGGCGAGGCAAGGCGAGUCAUCUACCAGGUGACGGAAUAUUCGCCGCUGCUCGACUCCAGCAACAUGACCAUGGAGGAUUGGGCGCGCAUUGCCAAGGAUAUUUACCAAUCGUAUGAGUUCUUCGAUGGCUUCGUGGUGCUUCAUGGCACAGACACGCUCUCAUACACGGCCUCGGCGCUGUCAUUCAUGUUGGAGAAUCUGGGCAAGACGGUGAUCAUAACGGGCAGCCAGCUGCCGAUCUUCGAGACACGAACGGAUGGCAAAGAUAACUUCACCUCGGCGCUGAUUAUUGCCGGCAACUAUGUGAUUCCGGAGGUGUGCAUCUUCUUUGGGAACAAGCUGCUUCGCGGCAAUCGCACCGUGAAGGUUAGCUCUAACUCGCUGGAUGCCUUCGAUUCACCCAAUGUGCCGCCAUUGGCCCAGAUCGGAAUCAAUGUCAACGUGGACUAUCGCCUAAUCUUCCGGCCAUGCACCGUGGAGCGUUUCUGCGUCCACUCGCAACUGGACGAGAAUGUGGGAUUGUUGCGCAUCUUUCCCAGCAUUUCGUUGGCCACAAUUCGCGCCUUCUUGGCACCGCCUAUGCGCGGCGUUGUGCUGCAAUCCUUUGGCUCCGGCAAUAUCCCAUCAAAUCGCAAAGAUCUGAUCGACGAGUUGAGAGCAGCCGCCGGUCGCGGCGUCAUCAUCAUCAACUGCACCCAGUGUCCAAAUGGUGCAGUUGCCGAGAUCUAUGAUACGGGCAAGGUGCUGUUCGAUGUGGGUGUCAUACCUGGAUACGAUAUGACACCAGAGGCGGCGCUCACCAAGCUAGCCUAUGUGAUAGGCAAAUCUGAAUGGUCGCUCGAGGUGAAGAAACAGAUGAUGCAAUCGAACCUGCGUGGGGAGCUGACUUCUAUGGGCGCGCAUUCAAUGAAAGACUACGACCUCGUCGAUGCAGUGGCUCGAUCACUGCAUUUGUCCUCACCGCAGGAGCUCAAUCAACUGGGCAACACGCUCUUCCCGGCCAUGAUCAACUCCGCCGUCAUGGAGGGCAACAUAAAGAAGUUGACCAACCUAAAAGCCUAUGGGGCCAAUCUCUCUGGCACCAAUCAUGACCAACGCACGGCGCUCCAUCUCGCCUGCCAGCUGGGCGAUGUGGCCAUUGUGCGUUUCCUCCUGCAAAACGGCGUCUCGGUGCACAAGCGGGAUCUGUGCGAGCGCACGGCAUUGCAGGAGGCCAUCUCAACGGAUAAUGCAGAGAUCAUUCAGCUGUUGAUUAGUUGUGGCGCCCAUUUGACUGGCUCCUCGCGUGCCGUGGGCGAACAGCUGUGCGCCGCUGCUGCUCGUGGCGCACUGCGUCGCCUACAAUCCUAUCAGCUGGCCGGCGCCGAUUUAAAUUUGGCAGAUCCUUCCGGCCGCACAGCGUUGCAUGUCGCUGCUCUCCAUGGCCACGUGAAGGUGGUGCAGUUCCUCCUGGACAAUAUGGAGGAGGCGGAACUCAAGGAUUUGAUUGGGCUGACUCCAUUGGACUAUGCCACACGUGGCGGCCACUUGGAGAUCGUGCGUCUGCUAACGUCCGAUGACCCGCAACUGGAUGCCUAACAGUUGGCUCCUCCAACAAUUGCUUCUGAAGGCUCAAUACUAAAAGUUUCUUUGUACAAAUACGUACGUCAAUGUAUGUAUGCAUAUACAUAUAUACCUAAUUCAGUCGUGUUGUGCGCACUUAGAAC